ACCUAUCCACCUAUCUGGCACAUCGACUGAUCUCGUACAAAUCGAUCGGAGCCACCUUGAAGACGAUUUACCCUUUACACCAGCCGUUUGUUACGAGUCUUUAACGAAUGUGAGUAUUCUCAUGGAGUUUCAAGUGUUUAGUAUACAUGAGGGUGUAAGUUACGCUGCAGGGCUGUGA
Molecule: messenger RNA, 178 nt
Organism: Racocetra persica
Lineage: Eukaryota; Fungi; Glomeromycota; Glomeromycetes; Diversisporales; Gigasporaceae
Source: the annotation of a GenBank genome assembly